AAAAAAGCUAGGUCAUUUUAUAAACGUUUAUCAUCUGUUUGGGAAACAGUCGAUAUAAAUGAACGAUGGUUAAUGAAUCAACCAAAAAAUACUGAUUUACGUGAUCAUACAUUAUUAAUUGAUGAUAAUAAAUUAAAAGUACGUGAUAAUCCACAGUAUACAGCUAUACAUCCACGUUCAUGGAAAUUAUUUGAAUUAUAUGAUGAUAAUCAUAAUCUAAAAGUAUAUGAAGAUAAUGUUUUAAAUACAGAUGGUGAAUUAAAAACAUGGUUAGAGGGUUUAUUAAAAUGGAACGGAACGGUUGCUGAAUAUGUUGAACAACAUCCAUAUAAUGAUCCACCUUUAAAAGAAAUGGAAAAGAAAACAGAUGAUUCUUGGGGUUCAGGCUGGUGA
Messenger RNA from Adineta steineri, 393 nucleotides. Lineage: Eukaryota; Metazoa; Rotifera; Eurotatoria; Adinetida; Adinetidae. The record is from the annotation of a GenBank genome assembly.